GGUGUGUCGGCAGAGGACAGGCUAUUCUGGGGGAGAACCCUUGAAAUCACGAAUUUUUACUUUAAAUUCAGCGCUCUGGAAUUGCUUAUAAAUCCUGUUUCUCCUGCAAUGUGCUUUGGUCAAGAGACCACUUUAAACUGAAGCACUUUCUCCAUGAGUUCCACAAGAGUUCUUCAUCUCCUCAAUCCUCCAAUGCCGGGUCCAGUUAUGCCCGUGGAUGUGGCUGUGCAGCUGUACAUCACCCAUUCUCCCCCACUGCGCAGCUUCCUGAGCUCAUAUGAAGACUACAGGACACGCAACCUGGUCAACACCUGCUACAAACCCCUCCGGCCCUGCUUGAGCUCUAGAGCCCACCUGGAGCCCCCUCGUCUGGACUGGCAGACCCCAAAAUCCAAGGCCAAAAAGAAGGUUGUGUUUGCCGACUCAAAGGGUAUGUCAUUAACCGUGGUGCAUGUCUUCUCAACUUUCGAAAACAGAGAACCUGUUACAUCCGAACUGCAAUUUGACCUGGAAAACUUAGAGGACGUCACAGGAACUCUCCAUAUAAAUUCAGUCCAGAGCAGAAUUCUAGAUUUUCCACAACCAGCAGCAGACUACCUAGAUUUUCGUAGUCGGCUGCUGAAGAACUUGGUUUGUUUGGAGAACUGUACCCUACAGGAGCGAGCCCUCACUGGCACUAUCAAAGUGCGUAACCUGGCCUACGAGAAGUUGGUUCAUGUGCGAAUCACUUUCGACACCUGGAAGAGCUUCCAGGAUGUGGAAUGCACAUUUAUGAAUAAUGUCUAUGGUUGUCAGGAUACAGACACAUUCUCGUUUGCCAUUGAACUGCCUGGGUAUGUGCCCCCUCAGAAUAAGGCCGAAUUUUGCAUUAGCUACAGAACUGGAGAGCAGACCUACUGGGACAACAACGAUGGCAGAAACUAUGGACUGAAUUCCACAAACCAGGGAAAGAAACCGAAUGAAUCCAGAAAGUUAGGCAGGAAAACACAAGACAAUGAGGUUUAUAAAUGUAAAAGUCCGCUCCAAUCCAAUGGCAUUUUCCCAAACUGGCAGAGUUGGGGGCACAUUGCAACCAGUGGCCCCUAUUGGUGACUUGAGCUCACAUAAUUAACUAUCCAAAUGUGUUGAAAGCUUUUAGCACCAAUAUAUCUCUCGGUAUGACAACAGAAGAAUAUUAACAUUCUCUUAAGAGCUCUUAAUAUGAUUUACCUGCUGAUUACUUUACAAGCAGACCUAGAUCAGCUGUCUGUUAGCAGAUUAAAGAGGGGACAGAGACUGGUUGAAGUGGUCACAUAGAGUGAACCUUGUUUCUUUUAGAUGGAACAUGUUGCUUCCGUGUAAUACAGCAUGUUUUAUUCUUUUGAGUAAAAUGUGCGAUGACCCCUUUCAUGAAGCGCUAGACCGCUAGGAGGUCUCGAGUAAACACUAUAUAACAUCUGUGUCGGUUCAUUGUAUAAAAUGUGCCUUUGUCAUAAGUGUGCUAAGCGAAUUUUUUGUUAUGCUGCUGCCAUUGUGUGCCACAUCUGCAGACUGUGCACUAUAAAAAAUGAUACCAAGUGAAAAUCAAGUCUGAUAAUUUGAAGAGGAUAUAUCUGUCUCACUAGCCAAUUUUCAGCAGAUUUCCAGUUGAAGAUUCUAUUAUGGAAGAGAUGAACAGUUGGUAUGCAACCAGUGAGAUUGUCCUUCAUAUUGAAGGGGUAACCUUUACUGGCUACAAACUUUCAGAAGGAAAAAA
Molecule: messenger RNA, 1735 nt
Organism: Sinocyclocheilus grahami
Lineage: Eukaryota; Metazoa; Chordata; Actinopteri; Cypriniformes; Cyprinidae
Gene: ppp1r3ca
Product: protein phosphatase 1, regulatory subunit 3Ca
Exons: 2
Coding region: 154-1092 (312 amino acids)
Biological process (GO): regulation of glycogen biosynthetic process
Cellular component (GO): protein phosphatase type 1 complex
Molecular function (GO): protein phosphatase 1 binding; glycogen binding
Source: RefSeq, a predicted model, not a curated record